Humulus lupulus (European hop) is the source of this 396-nucleotide messenger RNA. RefSeq names its product probable plastid-lipid-associated protein 13, chloroplastic. Lineage: Eukaryota; Viridiplantae; Streptophyta; Magnoliopsida; Rosales; Cannabaceae. The transcript is spliced from 2 exons. The coding region runs from base 1 to 396 and encodes 131 amino acids. Gene Ontology annotation, molecular function: nucleic acid binding. The record is from RefSeq and is a predicted model, not a curated record.
AUGACUGGAAUUUUGGAAGUUGAGCUGUUUGAUACGUGGGGAAUAGAUUUUAUUGGGCCUUUCCCCUCAUCAUAUAAUAAUAAGUCUAUUUUGUUGGUACUAGAUUAUGUUUCUAACUGGGUGGAAACUGCAGCAACUCCUACUUGUGAUGAUAGAAACCAAGUUUACUCUGUCAAAAAAAUUGAAGGAACACUUCGAAUGAGAGAGGAAUACGCAGGAGGGGUUUUUGAGACACCAAAGGUUAUCGAAGAAACAGUGCCAGAACAGCUUAAAGGUGCACUUGGUCAGUCAGCAAACAUAAUACAACAACUUCCUGUACUUGUUAGGGAUGCUUUUACUGGUGGUCUGAGAGUUCCUUUGAGUAAGAAAAAUUUAUGCUUUAAUGACCAUUUUUGA